Messenger RNA from Cuscuta campestris, 1355 nucleotides. The record is from the annotation of a GenBank genome assembly. NCBI's taxonomy places the organism in Eukaryota, Viridiplantae, Streptophyta, Magnoliopsida, Solanales, Convolvulaceae.
GUUUAGAGAUCCAUUUUGAUUUAUUCCAUCACACCCCAAAGUUAAAAAUGGUGAAAUUUUGGCUCCAUCGGAGAUGAUGGAAAAAUAUUCGUACACGUCUCAAUCUCUACAAAUUAAAAGCCGCCUCAUGCAUGAAUUUUCAAAUCCUCUGACCUCCCAUGCAAUUUCCUCUCUAUUUUUUUUUUAAAUUAUAAUUUUUCAAACACGUUUAUCUCUCUCUCUAUAUAUAUAGAAUAUAUAAAGUGUAUGCAUAUAUACUUAUAACAUAAAAAAAUGGAAUUAUGGAAAGUGUUUUCUUUUAGCGUUGCCGUUUUGAUAUUGGCCGCAACAUCCCAAGCGCAACCACAAUGCGGCAGCCAAGCAGGCGGAGCAUCAUGCGCCGCCGGGUACUGUUGCAGCCAGUACGGCUACUGCGGCACCACCGCGGAGUACUGUUCUCCGAGUUCCGGGUGCCAGAGCCAGUGUUCGCCCUCCGGAGGAGCUCCGCCGGCGACACCUGGUGCCGGCGGCGAUAUUAGCGGCGUUAUCCGCGAGGCGGUUUUCGACGAGAUGCUGAAGUAUCGGGACGAUCCUCGGUGCCACGCGCCUGGGUUCUAUACGUAUGACGCCUUCAUCGCCGCCGCUAAAUCAUUCGGAGAGUUCGGGACGACGGGGGACUCCGACACCGUGAAGCGAGAAAUCGCCGCCUUCUUGGGUCAAACCUCCCACGAGACUACCGGAGGGUGGGACUCUGCACCGGAUGGUCGAUAUGCUUGGGGUUAUUGCUUUUUAAGAGAAAAUACUUCAGACCGUUAUUGUAACGUUACUCGAGAAUGGUCUUGUGCUCCUGGCCAAUCCUAUUUUGGACGCGGUCCUAUUCAAAUCUCUUACAACUACAAUUACGGAGCAGCGGGAAAGGCGUUGGGCUACGACCUGAUAAGUAACCCGGACCUGGUUGCCACGGACCCGACCCUCUCCUUCAAGACCGCCCUGUGGUUCUGGAUGACCCCCCAGGGAUCCAAACCCUCGAGCCACGACGUGAUGACGGGGCAAUGGACCCCGUCGGCGGCCGGGCGGGUCCCGGGCUACGGGCUGGUCACCAACAUCAUAAACGGCGGGGUCGAGUGUGGUGGGGGCGGAGCUGGUGACAGAGUUGCGGACCGGAUCGGGUUCUACAAACGGUACUGUGACAUUUUCGGUGUCGCCUAUGGGGAUAAUUUGGACUGCUCCAAUCAAACUCUCCAUAACACACUCUCUAAUUUCUCAACUCCCCACCCCUGGAAAUAAAAUGAAGAAUCUUCACUCUGUGAUAAUAUAGUACUGUAUACGUUUUGAUGUAAUUCUUGUGUUUAAAAUAAUGAAGAAUCUUCACUCCG